Messenger RNA from Toxoplasma gondii ME49, 3106 nucleotides. Its product is annotated as dihydrouridine synthase (dus) protein. Lineage: Eukaryota; Apicomplexa; Conoidasida; Eucoccidiorida; Sarcocystidae. Gene Ontology annotation, molecular function: tRNA dihydrouridine synthase activity. The transcript has a single exon. Bases 350 to 3106 code for a protein of 918 amino acids. The record is from RefSeq and is a predicted model, not a curated record. Gene Ontology annotation, biological process: tRNA dihydrouridine synthesis.
AAGCCCGCUCUUUUUUCUCGAAGGUUCGGCUUAAUCUCCGAUGAGAUGCAAGCGUAGUCGCGACAAGCAACAUUCGAAGUUGUCAAGACAACACUGUGUACACUGCUCCUUCCUCUGCGGCAAUUUGCCCCUUUCACUCAGCAAAUAUGGUUGGUCUUUUUUGCGUGUUGUAGUCUGGCAAAUCGGGACAACUGAAUUUGGUCUUUGCGUCCGCAUGAUGAACACAAUCGCCGAGACCUGGAAAGUCCGCUGAGUUUCUUAGUCUGCUGUUUUGCAUGCGAGGUAUUAGAGUCUGUCGCUGUUCAGAAUAGUGAGACACAAUGAGGGCGAGUGUGUUUCCCUUCAUAUAAUGGUGGUCUUGGCACCGCGAGCGCGAACGCACAACAUGCAGUCCCUCCAGCAGGAGUUUUGUUUCACUGGUGCCUCACCGGAACUGGGAGAGUUCUCUAGGAAGAGCCGGUGGCCAACGGGAAACCGGAACCUGAGCGAGUUGCGCUGUUUCGGGAGAACCGGGCGCUGUCACAGGCUACUCGACUGUGCGUUUGUCGCAGCAGUGUUCCAUACUCUUGUAUCCGUCUGUUCAUCCAAUGCCCACUCACUCAACCACCAUCAGCUUCGUCGCUUUCAUCAACCUGAAGCCACCACCCCUCAGUCCACGCAUGCCGUCUCUGCUUCCCCGUUCGCUCUUCUGCAUACUCAUUUGGAUGGACCUACCCAGCAGAACUCGACAAGGAAGACAUUUUCUCCUACCAGCAAAUUCCCUUUCGUUUCCUACCCUAAGAAAUGGCUCUACCUACCUGCCACAGUAACAGACUCUGCUACACCUGGCGUACCUAAGUUCGAGGUGUUAAACGGAAAAAAUAACUUUGUGGGGCAUGCCAGACCUGCAAAUCACUCGACCCCAAAGAAAGGCGUCUCUAGCGCUUGUCUAUUCUUCUUAGGUUUCAAACCAGAGCGAAAUGUGAGUCCAUUUCGUCAUCGACGAAGCGCUGGUUGUUCUUCGGGAAUAUUCCCUACGCAGGCAUACGCGUUCACGUUUGUCAAACCAUCGGUAUCUCCCGCCCUUCUUGAGCGCAGGCUCUCCCAAAGUUCACUUCGAAUGAAAAAGCCGCUCUCCCCAUUAUUUCAAAAGCUACCGGCAAGCGACGAAGCGUACUCUCUGUGCACACGGUUGCACUUCAGCUCGUGUAAGUCAGGCCUCGAAGGAACCACUCUUUCACACCGGUUCUGGAAAAGACACUAUGCCAUAAAGAAUUGCGUCACCGAUUUGCGGUGUGAUGAAGCUGCUCCCGUGGCAACAUCUCGGUCGCAUAAAUCCACUUGGACUUCUUCCCCCAACGACAAUUGCCAUGGUUCUUCUCCGUCUCGAUGUUUUGCCUUUGACCCUUCUGGCGGCCUUCUUUCCGCAGCUCCAAUGAUGGAUUACACGAAUCGCCACUGGCGACGUCUGAUCAGUUUGAUGUCGCGGCGCUUGACUUUGUAUACAGAGAUGGUGCCUGUCCCUCCGGCUCCUUGUGAAAGUCCGGACAGUUCUCAAGACCUUCCAUUUUCCGUAAAGCGGAAACUGUUGGAAGAAGCGGGUAGCCUCGCCAGCGUUCCUAAUGAUGUUGUUCUUCAAGUGGGCGUGGGAAGCGCCCAGAGCGCCACUGCGGUUGCCCGUGUGCUCAACGAAUUUAGCGUGGACAGAGACCAUGCCGAGCCGGUCACAAGGAUGCGAGGCAAGCGUACCUUUUUAGUCAAUCUUAACUGUGGGUGCCCCAGUCCACGCGUCGCCAAGGGAUCGUUCGGGUUGAUUCUCAUGGAAGAUCCUAAGCGUGUUGCAGAGAUGUGCCAGAUUCUCGUUGACGGUGCGAACAACCGAGAGGGCCAGAAGAGGUGCAGCCUCGACGUGAUGGGAAAGUCUGCAAGAGGAGACACGAAGGAUAGGACGGUCCACACAAACGACUCUCCCGAAACUGACAGCGUAGCAGUGUCUGUCAAAUGUCGGGUUGGGAUCGAAGAAGACAAGCAAUUUCUUCGGUCCGGAAGCAGCCCGAUAUCCAGCGCUACAACUCCCUAUUCUUCGUCCUCAUGCACAUAUGACAAGCUCGCUGAAUUCGUUGGUACAGUGGUUGAGACGUCCCCGGUAAGGCAUUUCAUAAUUCACGCUCGGCCUGGAAUACUGGUGGGUAAGUUGUCACCGAAGCAGAACCUUCAAAUUCCGCAACGGAGGCCCGAGUGGGUGUACAGGCUCUGCAGUGACUUUCCAACCGUGUCAUUCACGUUCAACGGCGGCGUCAAAUCAUUUCAGAACGCAGAAGAACACUUGUUGAACACAAAUGAUAAACUUGCCGGUAUUAUGGUCGGCCGAGAUAUGCUUGAGAGGCCAUGGUAUUGGGGAUCGCAUGCGGACGCUUUUAUCACUGCACAGGAACAGAGACGUGGUAUGCGUUCGAAUUCGACUAUCGAGGGAAGCAUGGGAAAAUCCAAUGCCACUCUCGCCGGUGACAACAGGAGAAAGGUGAAGGCAGAUUUAGGAACGGUGGAAGUAACUGUUUCACGCGCACAACGGUGGAUGACUGAGCCUUGUGAGACACAAAGAAUAAUGGAACGUGUGACCCGGGCAGAAGUGUUGGAGCGAUAUGCAUGCUAUGUCGAUGAAGUAGAGAAAACUGAUAGACUAAGGUGUACAUCAGAUGAACAAGAAACGGGGAGGAGCGGGAAUAGAAAAGCCACCAGCGGCGGGCAAAUGAUACUGAACAGUCGGGCGUCGUUGCUGAAGCCGCUGUUGAAUAUGUUCGCUGGCGAACCAGGAAGCCGUGCGUUUAAGCAAAGGCUUCAGGCUGCCUGUGGCAAUCCAGAGAGUUUCCACGUUGGACAGAGUGAAUCAUCAGAUGAAGACGGCUUACAUAAAGGAAGGGGAGAAGUUUCGAGUGGUGAAUAUUCGAGGCAAGUUGUUGCCUCUAACGCCUCGGGGCUUCGGUUUCCAAGACAGGAGUCGACAGGCGAAAUCAUUCGCCAGACCUUAGAAGUCAUUCCAACGGGCAUUCUUCACUCACAACCAGAAUGGGAUUUCUGGCACGCAGGAGUAGUCUCUUUCCUACCAGAGACUGUGAAGCCCACAUAA